Messenger RNA from Zymoseptoria tritici IPO323, 1056 nucleotides. RefSeq lists its product as uncharacterized. Gene Ontology annotation, molecular function: RNA binding; structural constituent of ribosome. The record is from RefSeq and is a predicted model, not a curated record. Bases 1 to 1056 code for a protein of 351 amino acids. Gene Ontology annotation, biological process: translation. Gene Ontology annotation, cellular component: cytosolic large ribosomal subunit; ribosome. NCBI's taxonomy places the organism in Eukaryota, Fungi, Ascomycota, Dothideomycetes, Mycosphaerellales, Mycosphaerellaceae. The transcript has 3 exons.
AUGGCAUUGCAGGAGGUCACACAGUCCUUCAUCCGCCGUCUGCGGCUGUCGGAAAGGCCACUGAACCAAGUCUGGACGCAACAAUGCCGACGAUACGCCUCCGCUCCGGCUCGCGACGACACGGAGCAAUUGGAGAACUCUUCUUUUGUGGCUACGCCUGAGCAAGACGCCCUCACUGGUCAUGUGAACGAGUAUAGUCCAGCGGAGAAUGCGCGCAAAAGGAAGAAGCAGUUGCCGCCGAGCAGAUACUCUUUCCGUCCUCCAAAGUACUACCGCGGUCCACUUCAUCCCCAUCAACCGCCGCCUCCAUCCGAUCCCGUCUCUCGCGAAUUCGUUCCUGGCCCAUUUUCGAUGCCGAGACUUGAGCAGACAUACCAUGACACAUUCGCGCCGGAUCUGAUGACACUGGCUUACACCCACCAUCCACCUGGCUAUCAACACCCUCAGAAGGGUGCGCGACUGCGUGAAUGGGUCGGAGACUCGCCAUACUUCAAGAAUCGGCCGCUGCGUGGUCCUCGUGGUGGAGAGACACUGAAAUUGUUACGGAAACCGAUCACAUUUCGCAAUGUACCCAAGCUCGAGCGUGUCACGGUUCACACCUUUGUAAAAGGUGCCAUCAGCGACUCUGCACAUCUGCACGUGGCGGGAAUGAUUCUUCAGGCUAUUACAGGAGUCAAGGCAACUACACAUGCGACGAAGAAGAGCGUGGCAGGAUUUGGCGUGCGUGGAGGCCAAUACUUGAGCGCAACGUGCGAGCUGCGAGGGGAGUAUAUGUAUCAUUUUCUGAGCAAGGUCGUUGAUGUCGUCUUGCCGAAGAUCAAGGAUUGGAAGGGUAUCAAGGGCAGCACGGGAGACAGCUCCGGAAACUUGGCUUUCGGAUUGGAGCCAGAUGAGAUUGCGCUCUUCCCGGAGGUGGAGGUGAACUACGAUGCAUACCCACCAAAGAUGAUUCCUGGUUGCCACGUCGUCGUCCACACCUCCGCCACGACCGAUGUCGAUGCCAGAAUGCUAGUCAGGUCCAUAGGAAUACCUUUCUAUGGCAAACUUGUCGACUAG